Sphaeroforma arctica JP610 is the source of this 461-nucleotide messenger RNA. RefSeq lists its product as hypothetical. Lineage: Eukaryota; Ichthyosporea; Ichthyophonida. Gene Ontology annotation, cellular component: extracellular region. Gene Ontology annotation, biological process: phospholipid catabolic process. The transcript is spliced from 2 exons. Gene Ontology annotation, molecular function: glycerophospholipase activity. The annotation marks the transcript as partial. The record is from RefSeq and is a predicted model, not a curated record.
GUGUUUUCUUCAAGAACUACUACAACAACACGUUUGAAGGCAAGCCUCCGAGCAACCGCCUGGUGAAGUUCAUGAACAAGAAUGACCAGUGGGUGAGAAAUGAGGUCAAGGAACGCGCCAACCACAACAGUUAUUGGAGACACGUGGGGUCUAUCUACCGCCAACUUGAUGGUAUGGUAGAUGGAUACAACCGCGCCUGCUCCGAGGAGUUCGGUCGCAUGACUGAGCUGGAUUUCCGGCUGCUCAACAUGAACGGAGAUCUGCUGGAUCUCAAGGACGCCCUAAAGAACGAGGCCGACGCGGAGAAGGCUAACGAAGAAUGGGAAAACCAAGCUGAGGCGGGUGUAGCGGACAGUACGGCAAGUAGAGUGGACGAGCCUGAGGAGGAUGUCGAUGCCGCCCGGCCCACACAUUGCUCGGCGUUGCUGCGUGUGCUGGAUGAUCUUAGCGACUUCUAUGUG